This is a messenger RNA of Silurus meridionalis, 3597 nucleotides long. RefSeq names its product paxillin b (gene pxnb). Gene Ontology annotation, molecular function: muscle alpha-actinin binding; actin binding. The transcript has 12 exons. Gene Ontology annotation, cellular component: adherens junction; filamentous actin; stress fiber. Lineage: Eukaryota; Metazoa; Chordata; Actinopteri; Siluriformes; Siluridae. The record is from RefSeq and is a predicted model, not a curated record. The coding region runs from base 358 to 1941 and encodes 527 amino acids. Gene Ontology annotation, biological process: muscle structure development; actin cytoskeleton organization.
GAAAACUUUGUUUUCUACAAAAAUCUUACGUUUUUAGCUUAGGUGAGCCUGCAUUGUCAUUAAAGAUCUGUUCCUAAAGAAGCAUUUAUGGUGUAUUUGCGUAUACACUACCAACAAGAAGAUGUAACUUUCCUGGCGGGCACUAGAAAGUGCGCGUGGGCACUAGAGGGCGCGCGUGGGCUCACUGAGUGUCCGUCUUUGAUGUCGGCGCCGAACUCAGACCUGCGCGUUCGAGGAGCCACACAACUUCAGGAGAACUUGUUUCAGGAAAAUAUUCUAAUAAUAAUAAUAGAAACCUACGCGUCACUGCAUUAUUCUAGCGACGUGGACGCGUACAGGCGAAGAAUUUAGCGCAGCAUGGACGAUUUGGACGCGUUAUUGGCGGACCUGGAGUCAUCCACCGCUCACAUCUCAAAGUGUCCAGUGUUUCUCUCAGAUGAGACACCUUACUCUUUUCCCAAUAGUGAAGCUCUGUUCCAGGAUGACCCCUCUCCUCCUCCUGUGCCCCCUCUUCCAUCUUCAGAGGCUUUGAACGGGUCUCUCCAAAAACAGGCUGACUCUCAUCACUCCUCACAACAGUCUCUUGGUUCAGCACAAAAAAGUACAUUGUCUCUAGAAAGCAGCAGUCCCCCACUACCUCAUACAGAAGAGGACCACGUAUACAGUUUCCCUAACAAGCAAAAGACACCAUCAGACUCCUCAGCAGCAGCCAUGAGCUCUGCACUUGGCAGCAACUUGUCAGAGCUGGACCGCCUGCUACUGGAACUCAAUGCUGUUCAGCAGAUCACACCAUCCUACACCAGCACAGAAGAAGCAGCUCCCCCACUUCCUCCCUCCAGUUCUGCACACUACAUCCAGGAAAAUGGAGCCUACUCAGGCAUUAGCCCUGCUCCCAAGGACAAACCUCAGAGAAAUGGAGCAAAAGGGCCGGAGGAAGGACGUCCCACUGUAGAGAGCCUACUGAAUGAACUGGAGAGCUCUAUUCCUGUCCCAACGCCUACACCCACUGGACUUCAAACUGAGGGACACUCUGAUCAACCUGGUCGAAUGUCAGCCACUUCAGCCACACGAGAACUGGAUGAGCUCAUGGCCUGUUUAUCUGAUUUCAAGGUGCAGAGCAAUAUCAUGGCUCAGGGAAAGGGUCCAAACACACAGGUGAAUAAACUAGAUAACAUGCUCGGAAGCCUGCAGUCUGACUUACAUAAGCUGGGUGUAAAAACUGUGGCCAAAGGAGUGUGUGGGGCUUGCUGCAAACCUAUUGUUGGGCAGGUAGUAACUGCCAUGGGCCGCACAUGGCAUCCGGAGCAUUUUGUUUGCUCUCACUGCCAGGAGGAGAUCGGUUCUAGGAACUUCUUUGAGCGUGAUGGACAGCCAUACUGUGAGAAGGACUACCAUCACCUUUUCUCUCCUCGGUGCUACUACUGCAAUGGUCCCAUUCUUGAUAAAGUAGUGACUGCUCUGGAUAGGACAUGGCACCCUGAACACUUUUUCUGUGCUCAGUGUGGAGCUUUCUUUGGCCCUGAGGGCUUUCAUGAGAAAGACGGGAAGGCAUACUGCCGUAAAGAUUACUUCGACCUGUUUGCUCCCAAGUGUGGUGGCUGUGCCCGUGCAAUCCUUGAAAAUUAUAUAUCUGCCCUGAACAGCCUCUGGCACCCUGAAUGCUUUGUUUGUAGGGAGUGUUUUACCCCUUUUGUAAAUGGCAGUUUCUUUGAGCAUGAUGGCCAGCCAUACUGUGAGGUUCACUACCAUGAACGACGUGGCUCUCUCUGCUCUGGCUGCCAGAAGCCCAUAACAGGCCGGUGCAUCACUGCUAUGGGCAAGAAGUUCCACCCUGAGCAUUUUGUCUGUGCCUUCUGCCUCAAGCAGCUCAACAAGGGCACCUUCAAGGAGCAGAAUGACAAGCCAUACUGCCAUGGUUGCUUCGUCAAACUCUUCAGUUAGACUGGGUCAACAUGGUGUGUGCUUGCUUGCCUGAGUGUGGGGAAUAUGCAGCAAAAUCUGAUUUGUAUCAGCCUUAUGUGAUGAUGGAGAAAAGAGUUCAGGUUUAAAAAAAUAAGAAGGUUUGAUUUUGUUUUUUGGUAUUUGUGUGCAAAUAUCUGCUCACUGGUUGAGUGUGAAAGAAUCUGUUAUAGGAAUUGGGCUUUGGAUCAGUUGACCUGUGAAAUUUUCACCAUAAAAAUGCUUUGUGGAGCGAAAUAGAAAAUGCCACAACAGGCAGAAUGUGAUCACUAUUAGUAAUAAUUGGAUGUGAGCUCAACUGUUUUUGAUGUAUUUAGCAUUUGCAAGAAACAAUUUAUAUUACUGUGCCUUGUUUUCUAUGAGAAAUUAAGAUAUAUGAAUUAUACCAAAAAUAAUAGUAUAGUACCUGAUAUGUACAUUUCUAUGGAGACUGAGGUUUUGGUGUGCCAAAAAUUACCAGCAUAUUACAAACCAGCCAAGAAUCACCUACAUAUAGUGAACAGUCGUAGUGUGAUGGUGUGGUAAUGAGUAUUGUGCCAUUCGAGUAAACUCUAAAUAUUCUGUACAUAUUGAAUUAUCCUACUUUUUUUCCCCAAAGAGACACCAAGGCUUUUGAUCUUUGUAUUCAGGGGGGCAUAUGCAUUAUUUAACUCUUUACCCUUACAGUCACAUUAAAAUCACUUAAAUACGACAUCUCAUACACUUAUGUAUUUAGGUAACUGGGCCUUAUUUUCUAUGUUCUUACAAACUUAGUAACCACUUAUUUCCUUUGAUUACUUUGGGCAACUUUAACUGAAUAGCUGUGACAAUGUUGUGCAAUUUCUUUUCCUUUAACACAGUAUAUGAAUGGUUUAGGGGUAAUUGUGUUUCUCUGUCUCGGACACACCUGGGCAAUGUUAACUGCUGUAUUAUUUUCUGAAAAUCUAAUGUAUUUUUCUCCUCUUCUCUCUUUUUCUUUUUUGCCUGAAAGUCUUAAGUGUCACUUAAGUGAGUGACAUUUCUAAGAAUUUGUAUUUGAAAGAUGAAUUAUUAGAAAUGUAACACCGGUUUUAAAAGUGGGUAUUUCUAUAUAUUUUCAGUAUAGUCUUGAGUGCUUGCCAAAUAAUCUUGUGCUUGUGUAUUGUAAUGGUAACAAUGCAUGUAAGGAAUUAUAAGUAGCUAAUAAUCGUUUAUCCGUAUGCAUUAUCCUCGGACAAUACAUAUUUUUCAUCACUGGUGUAAGAAUGCAGUUCAAACGUAUGGCCUUCUUUUAUAUGUAAUGUUUAUGAAAUUACCUUUAAUGGGGAGAUGCUGUGAAAAAGAUCUUUCCUAUUUCAUUUUGUUCCUAUUGUUCUUGUCAUUCUGAGAGCUAGGUGCCAAGAGGACUCAAUAAUCCAUAUGCCUCAGAGCCUAUUUAUGACACUGGUUUUAAAAGUUUCCCUUUGUUUUAGCAUGUGAUUCUUCUGAUAUAACAGGAGCUUUUUUCUUCUCUUGUUUAUACUGUUACAGUCUAUUUCAGUGCCUUCAAUUACUGUGUCUAUUUACCCAAUGUGAAUCUGCAGGUAAAUAUUAUUUUUCAUAACUUUCAAUUUGUUCUAAGUCAUAGUAACUGGCUGAAUUCAUAUCGUUAUCAAUAAAAUGCUUUGAUGUUUUCAUGCA